This is a messenger RNA of Haliotis rubra (blacklip abalone), 725 nucleotides long. RefSeq lists its product as uncharacterized. The transcript is spliced from 2 exons. The record is from RefSeq and is a predicted model, not a curated record. The coding region runs from base 95 to 493 and encodes 132 amino acids. Lineage: Eukaryota; Metazoa; Mollusca; Gastropoda; Lepetellida; Haliotidae.
CUCCUUGCUGUGUCCUCUCAGUUUCCUGGUUCCUGCAGACAGCGGGGAGAAGACCACCCUGGCCAUCACAUCCCUACUUUCUAUCUUUGUGUUCAUGUCGUUCAUCUAUGAAACGUUGUCAAAGCUGUCAAACCAGCUAUCAUUGUUCGUGCUACUGACAUCUGCUCAAGUUUUAAUCAGUCUACUAACGGUGUGCUGCAACGUCAUCAUAUUGUUUCUACAGAAACUUACCUCUCACGAUAAAAUUCCCCAUGGCUUUGCAAAAUUGUCCAGCACAACAGACCAACAUCUACUCCGAGACAAGGAACAUUACGACAUGGGCGAUGGUUGCAGCAUUCUUGGGCAAAUUGUGUCUGGGGUUCUCAAUUGUUUGUGCUACAAUGAUCACACUCGUGUUCGGAGCGUUAAUGAUCUCUCAAUGAAAAUCCGCCAGUGUUAUUGUCGUUCCCCUCGGUUGAACGCUUUGGUGUCAGGAGGCAAUCUGAACUGUUGAUGGCUGAUGUUAUUCUUAUUGUGAAGCAUGGACAAUUGUAAUACUCUUGAUGUCCAUCAGUUUUAUGUAACUAGCUGUAAGGUUGAUUUACAUGGCUUACAGAACGUUGUCCUAUAAUAUAUUGUUACGUUUGAGAACAGUCCAAGAUGCUGCCAGAAAGGAGCUCAUUUGUUAUCGUAGCAUAUAGCAUUUUGAACAUACUGUUCUAUAAUUGUGCCUUCUUGAUGAUACU